This is a messenger RNA of Alosa sapidissima (American shad), 1879 nucleotides long. RefSeq lists its product as uncharacterized. Lineage: Eukaryota; Metazoa; Chordata; Actinopteri; Clupeiformes; Clupeidae. The record is from RefSeq and is a predicted model, not a curated record. Gene Ontology annotation, molecular function: catalytic activity. The coding region runs from base 222 to 1166 and encodes 314 amino acids. The transcript has 2 exons.
CGAAGAAUACUGUAGGCUUGUGUAGAGCGCACAGGGCUGAUACCAAUAUCGCAACAUUGUAGCUUGCAAUGUAUCUUAUAUCAGAAUAUGGAAAUUCGUCACAUAUUUGAAACAUUGUAUUACUCCGCCGAAUUGACUAACCCAGAGACUAAACUUUUGUCAUCCCUAUUUCUCUUUGGGUCCAGACGCCAUCUGGCGUUUGUUUAACGUAUCAACAUCAGAUGGCAGCAUUCACCACCACUGUCCCUGAGAGACAUGUGAUUUGGGAAGCAGAGCAGCUCGUGGCCUUCCUACACCCUCGCCCCUGGACCCCAGGGACUACUGUGGUGACCCUAAAGACUAACGGAGGCCCAAGUAGUCUCUUCGAGCUGCCUGAGCCAGACUUCCUCACCCUGCUGCUGGGAGCACAGCAGGUGGGGGCUCUGCUAUGCGAGCGCCUCUGCGUCAGACGCUGUGCCCUCAUCCACCGCCCCAGCAGGUCGGACCAGGGUCCCCCCCAGCUGCACUUGCUGCCCCUGCACGGUCUGGAGGCCGACUGGAGGCCUCAUCUGGCCGCCAAGGAGGACUUCCAGCAGCAUGACCCGGGCUACUGCAGCUCCAAGAGUGGCCCGCGGUGGGAUACCGCGCGUCUCGAGGAGAUGCGCGGCCGCAUCCGCGCCAAGCUUCCAGCGCCGGAGGCCCCACCCAGCUACGCCUUCCACGGCGACGACCCAGCGCACCCUGGGUUGUUCUCACUGAUCGUGCGUGGCGAGGAGCAGCAGUGGCGCGUGUGGGAGGACGACGGGCAUGUGGCGUUCCUCACCCCCUUCCCCAACACCCCCGGCCUGACCGUGGUGGUACCACGGCGGCCGCUGACCAGCGACAUCCUCCGGCUGGAGGAGAAGGACUACAGGGGCCUGGCUCUGGCCACGCGGAAUGCUGCCCAGCUGCUUAGGGAGUCGCUGGGAGCGUGGGCGGUCGCGCUUAUCUUCGAGGGCUUUGAGAUUGACUAUGCCCAUGCUAAGCUCAUACCACUGACUGAGCCUGGGGGCAACGGAACCCACUGCCCCCCCAGCCCCCCACCAGAGUUCUGUGAGAUUUACCCCGGCUAUGUAACAUCAGCCAACGGCCCUCUGGCCAGUCCAGAGACCCUUAGAAAGAUGCAAAUCACACUGGCAAAGGUCUAACAGAUAAAGCCGUGCUUGUCUGAAUGACCUCUUAUUAGAGAUCAGUAUCAAGAUUCAAGAUUUAAGUUUUGAGAUUCAACAUUUCUUUUAUUACAUCUCAUUAUAGGUUUAUAAUAGAGUAAAAUUUGUUGUGUUUUUUUCUCCUCAAAAAAUAAAUAAAUGUAAGGGUGUGUGUGUGUUUGAAGAAAAAAAGUGGCUUGUUGUCUUCAGCAUGGGUUCAGCAAUCUAACUGCUUGGUGAAAAAAACUACUUCGGAGUCUGGUGGUACGAGCUUUCAAGCUUCUAUAUCGUUUGCCAGAUGGUAAUAGCUCAAAUAGUUCAUGUUUGGGAUGACUAGGAUCAUUAGAGAUUUUUUUGCCUUCCUAAUGCAUCACAAACAUUUGCCAAUAUUUUGUACGUCAAACAAAAGACUGCAAGUGGAUGUAUUAAUUUGUAUACUUGACCCAAUUGAUAAUGUGCCUUCCACGUUGCCUAUUUGCCUAUAGUGGGAACAUGUUGUGUGAGUCAUGCUAGGGCCGUAGGCAAAUACCAGAGCAUGGCAGUGUAAACAAUAAAAGCCAUCAGCUCGUUUCGACAUGGCGCUUCCUUUAGUUAAGCCUUUUUUAUCCUUUUCUUUGAAUCAGUUUCUCGUUAAAGACAAACAUUAAUACACAUUUAUUCCACAUUGUACAUUGAUACGGUUUGCAAAAAUAAAAACAUGCACCUAAUCCUCA